AUGGUUUAUUCUAAUGUAAUAAGAGAUGAGUAUGAGUUACAGAAGCGUCAGAAAGCGGUCAAAGAGGAUGAUGACGCAAAAACGAAAUCGGGAAAGGGUGUGCAAAAACUUAAAGGAAAAAAAAAAUUUCCAAACAUUCCCAAAGCAGUAGGCGAAUUUAAUGGGAAAAAUAACGAUGAUGGUAAAGAAGAUACCAAAGGAGCUUCGAAAGUGAAUAACACAAAGCCCAAUCCAAAAGAUAAUCCAAAGGACCCACCAAAAGAAAAUCCAAAGGAGAAUCCAAAGGAUAAUGCAAAGGAUAACCCAAAGGAAAAUCCAAAGGAAAAUCCACAAGGUAAUAAAGAUGCCAAUCCCAAAUCCAAAAAUGAGUAUAAGGACCCUAAUCAGGCAAAAAAGCCAAAAGGAACCCCUUUGCCACUCUUUCCCGAUGGAUCACCAAAUCCAAAUGUGCCAGCGAAUAACAAUACAGCUUUACCAAGUACCGCCACAGUUAGCAAUAAUAAUAGUGCUGGUGGGGGUGAAAUUUUCGGACUUGUUGUGGGAGCUUUGGUUGCCGUAGGUUUGAUUGGAAUGUUUGUUAGGAGGAAAGUGACUGGGGGUCGUCCAAGGGAAGUUGACCCUGAAUUGAAGGAAGUUCAAGGUGCUGAUGGAUCAUAUGUGCAAAAGCCCCAUCGUCAUUCUUAUACUUCUUUUGAGGACCAAGAAAAACAGCGUUUCGACACUAUAAAAUCAAUGAUUGAUCGGAAUCCACCCCUUUCACCUCAAAUGACCCCUGUUAAUAAUAAUUUAAAUUCACGUCGCCCAUAUGAUUCAUCAACUCCACCCAUGACGCCCAUUCUCAAUCCUGUUAAACCAACGCUCAAGUCCACCAAUUCAUAUGAUUCACAAUUGGGACCACCUUCGGUUAAUAAUUCCUCUUACUCCUUACAAAAAAAAAAUUCUAUGGAAUCAUUAAGACCUUUAAUCAAUUCCCCGGUACCAUCAUCUCCUCGAAAUCCGCAAGCAAAUUCUCCGAACUCGCAAAAUUUCCCUUUCAACUCUCAGCAAAAUGAACCAUCAUACCCACAAAGUACGUACCAAGGGCCAUCACAGAGUGAUCAAUACUAUGGAGGCCCACCUCCACUUCAGCAACUAUAUCCCAUAGGACCAACGCACUUUCAAGGAGUUUCGUCGCAAUCUUCAAAUAGUCCUCGUUCUCUUGAAGAUCCGCCGCAUUCGCCAUCAUCCUCUAAAGGCGAGCCUGUUCCCACCGAUAAUCAAGUUCUUUCAUCCUCAGUGUCUUCAUCGCAUCAGGAUCAAUCAAAUACUCAGCAAGAACCUUCGUUGGUGAUGACCAAUCAAUCAGAUAAUAUAAGCGAUUCUCAAGAUUUAGAUAUCAAUAAAGAAAAUGAUAAUGAUAACAUCAAUCAAAAAGUCACAGAUGAUGAUGAAGGUGACAACCUAUCAACAAAUUCAAAUAAUGGUGAAAAGGAUGCUUUACAACUGCCGGACUUGCAACCAUUUAUAGAUUUGGAAGAUAUGAUGUCAAAAUUCACAAAUGUCGAAGAUAAUCGGUUGAACAAUGUUGACCUCGAUGAAAAACGUACGAGUGAUCUACCACCUCCAACGCCAAAUUCGUAUGACAAUACCGUUGUGCCGGGGUUAUUUUCCAAAGAUUCUUCAACGCCUGUUAAUGAUAACUCAUUGACAAGUGAAUCGCGUGAUAUUCAAUCUAAUGACACACCUGAGGAUAAGGAUCGAUCGGCUAGUCAUUCAAGUAGCGUGAAUUCGGAGCAAGGUAAUGGAAGCAAGCCUUACAUCAACACAAAUAUUUUUGUCAAUCAAAAUGCACAAAUAGAAAACGUUCAACCUAUUCAAGGAAUGAUUCAAAUCGAAAAUUUGGAUGAUCAUAAAAUUACCAAGAAUAACACACCACCGACAAAUAAUGAAUCGGACUAUAAACAAAAUGUUCUUGAAACUUCAAACGUUCGUGCUCAAGAGACGCGACAGAUUGGUCCAAAACAAGACCUUCCUAUGGAAUCAGAUGAAUCUGAAAAUCAAGUUGCAAACGCUCCUAUUCUUUCCUCACCGCAAUUGAAGCAAUCAUCCACUACAGGAUUCAUCAAACCCGUACAAUCAAGUAUGAUUAUUGGACGGGUAAGUGACGAGUCACGACCGAUAAUGAAAUCUUCACCGGGGAUAACUUCAUUCAAAGUACAACAAAGGAUGCAGCCAGAAACGAUUGACACUGUUUCCUCCUUUCCCGAAAUAAGUGCUCCUAUCAUAACAGAAACAUUUAAACCAGCGACGAUUAUACCGAACCCUGUCGUAGCCCCAGUGAGUCAAAGACCAGUUCCACCAAGGUUUGACAUUGACGCAAUGAAGCGACACUUGGAAAAGGUCAAGAAUAUGAAAGCAGCCAUAGCAGGUAAAAACUCUGCCAUGAACGAAAAUCAUAACGUCGUGAACAAUGAAAGUGUAGUAGAUCAAAAUCAAAAUCAAAAGAUCAAGGACACAACUGAAGAUUCACCACAACAAAUUAAUAACGAUAAACCAAAGAGUGAAACAACAUCUAAUAAAGAGAAUCAAGGAAAGCCACUUGUACGUAAGAAAUCGGUGCGUUUCCAAGCCGAUCUUACUAAUCAAGAAGAAGCGCACAAAGUUCAAAGUAAAGUUGCGAGAAAAUCGAUUCUCAUAAAUAAAGACGAUGUUAUAAAUAUUCAAGUAAGUAAUUAA
Molecule: messenger RNA, 2715 nt
Organism: Funneliformis mosseae
Lineage: Eukaryota; Fungi; Glomeromycota; Glomeromycetes; Glomerales; Glomeraceae
Source: the annotation of a GenBank genome assembly